CUCUGGUUGUGAUAUAAAGGCAUAAAUUAAGUCAUGGCUAAGCAGUUAUCAUUAGGUAUACUUAACAAGAACGACGGUUAGAUUCAUUUUUAUUAUUUUAUUAAUAAUAUAAAAAUGGGUAUAAACAAUAGUAUAAGUUUUUAUCUUUGCAUCGCUGUUUAUAUUACAAUCACUUCAGCAGGACAUCGCAGUAUAUUUAGCUUAGACAAAAGUUGGAUUUGUGAUAUUAAAAAAACCUGCGUAGAUUGUCUUUGUUUGUCACAGUGUUCCUGGUGUAGUUCGGCGAAUAAGUGUUUCUCUGAAAAAUUACCACAUUACAAAAAUUACUGUCAGGGAGACAGGAUUCGGACCGUUAACCAUGGAAUGAGCUUGGAAGAUAGCGCAAUAUGCGCCUGCGAUACAAACCAUUUAGCCGUUGCGAAAAAUUGCCAGCAUCCGGCUGAGACCAAUACUGAAUGCUCUGGACGUGGAACAUGUCUAUGCGGCAGGUGCUUUUGCGAUGAACACCCCGAUCCGCAAAGUCCGAGCAAGAUGAUCAUGGGUGAAUAUUGUGAGUAUGACAACUUUUCGUGCAACGACACCAAGUGCAAUGAAGGCCCCUACAACAUAUAUGAACUGCAAAGUUACGAGGAAAACUUCAAAUAUAGUGCGGACAAAACGGGGACUAGAUAACCACCGUAUUAACCGACUUAGCUUUAUAAUUUAGUAAGCUGUUUUACUUUUUAUGUACAAAAUAAUUCAUGAUAUUGUGUAAUAAAAAUAUAUACAAUUGUAACUAACAAAAACUCGGUGUUUCAGUACAACUUUACCAGAUGUAGAUAGAUAGGAAGGCAUACCUACCACACAUUUUGUUUCUCAGAAAAUAAGUAACUUCUGGCGGCAAUGGGAUCUU
Molecule: messenger RNA, 892 nt
Organism: Maniola jurtina (meadow brown)
Lineage: Eukaryota; Metazoa; Arthropoda; Insecta; Lepidoptera; Nymphalidae
Product: integrin beta-2-like
Exons: 3
Coding region: 115-672 (185 amino acids)
Source: RefSeq, a predicted model, not a curated record